Anoplophora glabripennis (Asian longhorned beetle) is the source of this 14901-nucleotide messenger RNA. RefSeq lists its product as uncharacterized. The transcript has 58 exons. Bases 91 to 14559 code for a protein of 4822 amino acids. Gene Ontology annotation, cellular component: membrane. NCBI's taxonomy places the organism in Eukaryota, Metazoa, Arthropoda, Insecta, Coleoptera, Cerambycidae. Gene Ontology annotation, molecular function: calcium ion binding. Gene Ontology annotation, biological process: homophilic cell-cell adhesion. The record is from RefSeq and is a predicted model, not a curated record.
AUAGUCGAUCAGAUAGACACAUUUAUUCAGUAAACUGUGCAUGAUCUAUUAAGGUGGCUGUGAUUUGUGUGAAAUAUAUGCCCCAGCAGUAUGAAGGCAUUACUGCUGCUCUUUUGUUAUUUACUUUUUAUAAGUAAUUCACCGGUACUCGGCCAGAGUGGUUGCACUAUUGAAGGAAUUUCUAGUAGCUUCCUCAUCCUGUCAGUUAGUGAUACUCAAAUAAAUACUAACCUGCUUACGGGGAAAUACGAAAAUGAGAAUUUAGUGUUAGGUACCUGUACCUCAGAUAACAGCUAUGGACUUUCGUAUUUUUCUGUAACUGCCAAUGGAACUCAUUUCCUUAUUGACAGUACGGAGGAAUUUGGAGACUUCGACAAAAAUACUGAUAAAACUACCAGCUCGAUAAUAAUCGUAAACCUUGAGUGUCCGCUGAGUUGCACCAGUGACUCUACACAGACCAUUCAGUUUCAAGUCAGAGACACUAACAAUCACGAGCCAGAAUUCAGUAAAUCUUCGUACGAGUUAAAGGUACCGUCACCAAUAAUGCCAAUGACAGACAUUACUGUGUACGGAGAUUCUAUUGUAGCAACCGACAUAGACUUCUCCAAUCAAGAUGUCACUUUCACGAUAGAACCGGAUGACUUCAGUAUCACUACCCAAAGCACCAGUACCAGUAAAAAUUACACUGCUGUUUUUUCUACUAGAAAUGUUAUCCAGUUAACUGACACUCAGGAAUACACUAUAACAGCAACAGACAGCGGAGCCCCAGCUCUAAGCGCAUCUGUAAAAUUAACCAUUUCCGUGGAUGAAAGUCUGAGUCUUGAUUCGCCCUCGUUCGAGCAGCCAUUCUAUUCUUUCAAUUAUUCAGUGACAAAUGAAAUACCUUUAUUAACAGCAAAUGAUGGAUCUAUUACCUUAGUAACCAUAAAACCAGAUUCAGUAUCGACUCCCACAUUAACCGGAAUUUUUACAGAGUACGAGGGAUACUUUAAAACAGAGUUCGAUGCCACUACGAGAACCAUUAGCUUUGCAGUAACCGAUCCUCUUCCAACAACUUCAGAAUCCGUUCUUAUCCUCACCUUAAGCGUUACUACGGACAGUAGUGCUUCCACAUCGAUAAUCAUCUAUCUCUCGGCCGAUAGCACUGGAGCUCCACAAUUCAGUAAUCAUUAUUACACGGGAAGCUACGAUGAUGUUACUGGUGAUGUUGAACAUGACGUCAUCACAAUUGCUAGCAGCGGAACACCCAACGUCACAAUAUCAGGGGAAUAUGCGGAUCACUUCAGCGUAAAGUAUGACAAUACAGACAAGUCAUGCAAAAUAUCUGUUGACACCAGCCUUUCUGUAUCAGAAUUAAAAGACAAUUCCUAUAUAACCCUGACAAUAGAAGCAACGGUAGAUGAUUACUCUGAUACAGCAGCUCUUAUAAUAGCAUUACCUGAACAUAUUCUUCAGUUUACCGAAACAUUGUACAGUGCCUCUUAUAGCACUGACCAUGUCGUCACCAUUGACUCAGAUCACCCAAUAGGUUUUACGACAGAUGUUACCGGAGUUAACAUUGCUGUCGCUGACACUUAUUCGAAAAAUUUCGAGGUAAAACUGGAUUCUGAUAGUAAACAGUACGUAAUAUCUGUCGUUGACCAUCUCUCUGAUGAGGUGUUGAAAAAACAAAAAGAAAUUGUGUUAACACUGACAGCGACUGAUGCAUACGAAAACGAAGCGCAAGCUGUAAUAAAUGUUCAAUUGCCAGAGACUGCCACGGAUGCACCAAAUUUUUCGGAAACCGUGUACAUGGCAAAAUAUACCGAUGCAAGCCUAACGAUAGAGAAAGAUAUAGCUUUUUCUAACAGAGACGACCCGGCACUCAUUACAAUAAAACUAGACUCAUACACCGAGUAUUUUGGCAUCAGCUAUACAGAAGACAAAUGGGUUUUUAAAGUCCUAAAAGCUCUACCUACUAAAAUAUUAACAUCAAAUAAAGAAAUCGCCAUAACUUUAACAGCAUCAGAAGAAAAUAAUGAUGCUACUGGGCAUUCAGUACUCGUUAUUAAUUGGGAUACAAAAGACGCCCCCCUGUUUUCCGAAGAAUACUACUCAGGAUCAUAUCCCGAAAGUGGAAAAGGCAACAUCACACUGACUACAGAUAUUGGCUUUACCAAUGUUGAAAAUCCAAAAAAUGUUGAAGUUCAGUUGAAUAGUUACGACGAAUAUUUUGCAGUCAAGUACGAUUCUGGCAAAUGGGAUUUAUCGAUACUAAAAAGUCUGGACGAUGCCACCUUAUCUAAAAAUUCUCAGCUAAUUAUCGUUCUAACUGCUAUAGAAACUGAUAACACUAAGAACGGACACUCUGUAUUGGUGCUUCAACUACCUUCUAACGCGAUACAAUUUGCUGAAGCUUAUUACGUAGCCGAAUACCCUAAAAGUGGAAGUGGAACUAUCGAAUUUGAAAACCCCAUAGAGCUAGUAAAUGCUAAAGAUCCAACUAAAGUUACAAUCACCUUGGACAAUUACAAGGAUAACUUUGAAAUUAAGUACGAUGCUAAUAAGUGGACCAUAAAUAUAAUAAGUGCUUUGGACGAUGCCACCUUAAAGGCAAAUACCGAACUAGUCAUCACGUUAACAGCAUCUGAGGCAGGAAAAGAAAACACUGGGCAUGCUGUUUUAGUCUUAAAGCUACCGGUUGAAGUUGUACCCGAAUUUUCAGCAGCAUAUUAUACAGCGAACUAUCCUGCAGAUGGCUCUGGAACUAUUGAAUUUGAACCUUCUCUUGAAAUUUCCAAUAUUGACAAUCCGGAAGACAUAGCAAUUACGUUAGACAAUUACGAAGCUAACUUUGACAUUACUUAUGAUAACAAUAAGUGGGUUAUAAAUAUAAAGAAUAGCCUGGACGAUGCCAUCCUAAAAGCAAGCCCUGAGUUGGUCAUGACAUUAAUAGCCACUCAGGAGGGAAAAGAAAGCACUGCGCAUGCUGUUGUCGUCUUAAAGCUACCAGCUGAAGUUAUUCCCAAAUUUUCACAAGCAUACUAUACAGCGGAGUAUCCUAAAGAUGGCGUUGGAACUAUUGAAUUUGAACCUUCUCUUGAAUUUUCCAACAUAGAUAAUCCAGAAAACGUCAUAAUUACGCUAGAAAAAUAUAGUGAAAAAUUUGAGAUUAAAUUUGAAUCAAACAAAUGGUCCAUCGGCGUAAUAAAAGCUCUUGAUGACGAUAUUAUAUUAAACCGUUCCGAGAUUCUUAUGACGCUUUCCGCUUCUACAUCUAGUAAUACAGACAAAGGAGAAGCUACUCUAGUGAUGAAUUUACCACGUGAUAGUUAUAAUGAAGCUCCCACAUUUUCGAUGGCAUACUACACUACUAUAUUCAUUAUGUUAUUAUAUUUUUUGUUUUCUCUGCUUCUAUGUUUAUAUUUAAAAGAUUAUAACGACAACUUUGGAAUUACAUACGUUGCUAACAAAUGGAUCAUAAACAUAAUAAAAGCUUUGGACGAUGCCACUUUAAAGACAAAUUCCGAACUAGUCAUGACUUUAACAGCAACGGAGGCAGGAAAAGAAAAUACUGGGCAAGCUGUUUUAGUCUUAAAACUGCCAGCUGAAGUAGUGCCCGAAUUUUCCGAAGCAUAUUAUACAGCGUAUUAUCCAGAAGAUGUCACCCAGGUUAUGGAAUUUGAACCUUCUAUUGAAUUUUCCAAUAUUGACGAUCCAAAAGGAGUGGUAAUCACAUUAGACAAUUACGCCGACAACUUUGAAAUUAAAUACGAUACUAAUAAGUGGGUUGUAAACAUAAAGACUGCUUUGAACGAUUCCACCUUAAAGACAAAUUCUGAACUGGUCAUGACAUUAACUGCAAGCGAGAAAGACAAAGAAAAUACCGCAGAAGCCGUUUUAGUUCUAAAAUUACCAACUAAAAUAGUCCCCAAAUUUUCUGAAGCAUAUUAUACAGCGAACUAUCCAAAAUAUGGCGAUGGUACUAUUGAAUUUGAGCCUUCCCUUGAAUUUUCCAAUAUCGAUACGCCAGAAGACAUAGUAAUUGCGUUAGACAAGUAUACUGAAAACUUUGCAAUUGAUUUUGCCUCUGGGAAAUGGCACAUCAGUAUAAUAAAAACUCUCGAUGACGACAUUAUAUUAAAAAACACGGAACUUCUUAUGACACUUACUGCUUCUGCGUCUGGUAAUACAGAUAAAGGUGAAGCUACUCUAGUGAUGAAUUUACCACGUGAUAGUUAUAUUGAAGCUCCUACAUUUUCGAAGGCGUACUACACAGCACAAUAUCCUGAGAAAGGCUCUGGUGUAAUAGAAUUUGAAAAUCCGAUUGAAUUUACUAACGUAAAAGACGCGACAACAAUAACUAUAACUUUGGAUAAUUACAAAGACAACUUUGAAAUUCAAUAUGAAACUAAUAAAUGGGUUAUAAAUAUAAAGAAUAGCCUGGACCAUGCCAUUUUAAAAGCAAACUCUGAAUUGGUCAUGACACUAGCAGCAACUGAAGUAGGAAAUGAGAGCAUUGGUCAAGCUGUCUUAAUUUUAAAUCUGCCGGCUGAAUUAGCGCCCAAAUUUUCAGAAGUAUAUUAUACAGCAGAUUAUCCAGAAGACGGCACUGGAACUAUUGACUUUAAACCUUCUCUUGGAUUUUCAAACGUCGAUGAUCCUAAGGAUGUUGUAAUUGCUUUAGACCAAUAUACUGAAAACUUUGAACUUAUAUAUGACUCAAAUAGAUGGUACAUCAAAAUAACAAAAUGUCUGGAUGACGAAACUUUAUUGAACAAUCAAGAACUUGUUUUAACGCUAACAGCUUCGGCAUCUGGUAUAUCGGAUACAGGUGAAACGAUCCUAGUAAUGAAUUUACCACGCAAUAAAGGUGAAGAAGCUCCUGAGUUUUCUAAAGCAUACUAUAUAGCACAGUAUCCGCAGAAAGGUUCUGGCGUAAUAGCAUUUGAAGAUCCAAUUGAAUUUACCAACGUAAAUGAAAUGUCAACUGUAACUAUUACUUUAGACAAUUACGCAGACUACUUAGAAAUUAUAUAUGAUUCUGAUAAGUGGGCUUUAAAUAUAAAGAAAUCUCUGGAUGAUGCUACUUUAAAUUCAAAUUCUGAACUAACUAUGACAUUAAUAGCAAGCCAAGCUGAAAAAGAUGUUACGGGAGAAGCUGCUUUGGUUUUAAAAUUACCAAAGGUAGAAACUAAAACGGGACCUAAAUUUUCAAAAGCAUACUAUACAGCGGAUUAUCCAGAGAAUGGCGUUGGAAGUAUUGAAUUUAACCCUUCUCUUGAAUUUUCAAAUGUCGACGAUCCUACGGAUGUUGUAAUUGCUUUAGACAAAUAUACUGAAAACUUUGAACUUAUAUAUGACUCAAAUAAAUGGUACAUCAAAAUAACAAAAAGUCUAGAUGACGAUACUUUAUUGAACAAUGAAGAACUUAUUUUAAAGUUGACUGCCUCGGCAUCUGGUAUAUCAGACACAGGUGAAACGGUUCUAGUAAUGAAUUUACCAAGCAUUAAAGAUGAAGCAGCUCCUGAGUUUUCUAAAGCGUACUAUAUAGCACAAUAUUCAGAAGAAAAUUCUGGUAUAGUAGCAUUUGAAGAUCCAAUUACAUUUACUAACGUAAAUGAUGAGAAGACUGUGACGAUAACUUUGGACAAUUAUGUGGACUACUUGGAAAUUAUAUAUGAUACUGAUAAGUGGGUUUUGAAAAUAAAGAAACCCCUCGAUGAAACCACUUUGUAUACUAAUUCUGAACUAACUAUGACAUUAAUAGCAAGCCAAGUUGACAAGGAUGUUAUUGGAGAAGCUGCUUUGGUCUUAAAAUUACCAAAGAAAGAUACUGAAACGGAACCUAAAUUUUCAAAAGCAUACUACACAGCGGAUUAUCCAGAAAAUGGUACUGGAACUAUUGAAUUUAAGCCUUCUCUUGAAUUUUCAAACAUCGAUGAUCCUACGGAAGUUGUAAUUGCUUUAGACAAUUACGCAGACAAUUUUGAAAUUAAGUACGAUAAUGACAAGUGGGUUAUAAAUAUAAAGAAGGGCCUGGAUGAUGCCAUUUUAAAGGCACACUCUGAACUAGUCAUAACGUUAACAGCAAGCCAAUCAGGAACAGAAGAUACUGGAGAAACCGCUUUAGUUCUAGAAUUGCCAAAGGUAAACAGUGAAGCUGGACCUAAAUUUUCAAAAGCAUAUUACACAGCAGAUUAUCCAGAAGAUAGUGUUGGUACUAUUGAUUUUAAGCCUUCCCUUGAAUUUUCUAACGUCGACAAUCCAGAGGAUAUAAUUAUUACUUUAGACAAUUACGCAGACAAUUUUGAAAUUAAGUACGAUAAUGACAAGUGGGUUAUAAAUAUAAAGAAGGGCCUGGAUGAUGCCAUUUUAAAGGCACACUCUGAACUAGUCAUAACGUUAACAGCAAGCCAAUCAGGAACAGAAGAUACUGGAGAAACCGCUUUAGUUCUAGAAUUGCCAAAGGUAAACAGUGAAGCUGGACCUAAAUUUUCAAAAGCAUAUUACACAGCAGAUUAUCCAGAAGAUAGUGUUGGUACUAUUGAUUUUAAGCCUUCCCUUGAAUUUUCUAACGUCGACAAUCCAGAGGAUAUAAUUAUUACUUUAGACAAUUACGCAGACAAUUUUGAAAUUAAGUACGAUAAUGACAAGUGGGUUAUAAAUAUAAAGAAGGGCCUGGAUGAUGCCAUUUUAAAGGCACACUCUGAACUAGUCAUAACGUUAACAGCAAGCCAAUCAGGAACAGAAGAUACUGGAGAAACCGCUUUAGUUCUAGAAUUGCCAAAGGUAAACAGUGAAGCUGGACCUAAAUUUUCAAAAGCAUAUUACACAGCAGAUUAUCCAGAAGAUAGUGUUGGUACUAUUGAUUUUAAGCCUUCCCUUGAAUUUUCUAACGUCGACAAUCCAGAGGAUAUAAUUAUUACUUUAGACAAUUACGCAGACAAUUUUGAAAUUAAGUACGAUAAUGACAAGUGGGUUAUAAAUAUAAAGAAGGGCCUGGACGAUGCCAUUUUAAAGGCAAAGUCUGAACUAGUUAUAACAUUAAUAGCAAGCCAAACAGGGACAGAAGAUACUGGAGAAACUGCUUUAGUUCUAAAACUCCCAACGGUAAACACUGAAGCUGGACCUAAAUUUUCAAAAGCAUAUUACUCAGCAGAUUAUCCAGAGGAUGGUGUUGGAACUAUUGAUUUUAAGCCUUCCAUUGAGCUUUCCAACAUUGACAAUCCAGAAGAUGUAGCAAUUGCUUUAGACAGUUAUACAACCAAUUUUGAAGUAAAGUAUUCAGAUAGGUGGUAUAUAAAUAUACUGGAAAGCCUUACAGACUCUGUUUUACAAGAAAACACAGAACUCGUUAUAACUCUAGCAGCGACAGAGGAUGGAAGUGAAACAGCGGGAGAAUCCGUUCUAGUUCUGCAGCUACCUUCAACCGAGGAAACAUCGUCCCUAAAAUUCGAGAAAUCAUUUUACGUUGCAACUUACCCUGAAACCGGUUCAGGUUUAAUCGAUUUCGAACCAUCAAUUGUCCUUGACAAUAUUGAUGAUCCAACAGAAGUAUCAAUAAGCUUGGACACAUAUGCCGAAAAUUUCGAAGUUAAAUACGACUCAGGGAAGUGGUACAUCAACAUUAAACAGAGUCUUGAAAAUAGCGUGUUAACUGACAACGAAGAACUACUGAUGACUUUAACUGCAAAAAAUACUAAUAGUGGAAACGAAGGAAAAUGCGCUUUAGUUAUGCAGUUGCCUAUUCCUGCAGAUGGAAGAGCCUUAAGAUUCUCAGAGCCUUACUAUUUAGCAAAUUAUCCAGAAGAUGGCAAGGCUAAUAUUGAAUUCGAAAUUCCAAUAGAAUUUUUGAAUUCUGAGGACAAAUCAGAUAUACAAAUCCAAUUAGACAAUUAUGGAGACUACUUUGAAAUUAAACAAGAUGAAAGUAAGUGGUACAUACAAAUAAAAAAAAGUCUGGACGAGACUGUUUUGCAAAAAAAUACCGAACUUGUUAUGGCUUUAAUCGCGACAGAAUCAGAAAACAGUUAUAAAGCAGAGUCCGCUCUGGUUAUAAAAUUACCUACAGGAACCGAUAGCACAUCUCUAAGCUUUUCUGCGGCCUAUUACUUGGCAGAGUAUCCUGAAAAGGGUACUGCAGUGAUUGAAUUCCUCAGUCCUCUCGAGAUUUCAAACGUAGAUGAUCAAAAUGGUGUUACGAUAAGCUUGGAUACAACUUACGCGGCUUAUUUCGAAAUUUUGUACGAUUCGGAUAGGUGGUACAUUAAAAUAUUAAAAAGCCUCGAAGAUAGCCUGCUACAUAAAGAUCCGGAAAUAGUUAUAACUCUGACCGCAACCGAAUCCGAAUCCGAAGGCGUAAACCCUGGCACAUCCGCGCUUGUUUUACGGUUACCGACAGCCUCCAAUGAUGACACCCUUAUAUUUUCCGAUGCAUAUUAUACAGCUGAGUACGUAGAGGACGAUACGAAAAUAAUAGAAUUUGAAAAUCCGAUUAAAAUCACAAAUGUCGAAGAUCAAAGCUCCGUGACAAUAACAUUGGAUAAGAAUUCGGAAAAUUUCGAAGUCAAAUAUGGCGAUGGGAAAUGGUACAUACAUGUCAAAAGUGUUCUUGAUGAUGAUGUAAAGGAAAAAACAGAACUUCUUAUUACUUUAACUGCAACCGACCCGGAUUUCAAAAAUGAAGGGUACUCAGCUUUAGUGCUGAAACUACCGUCUCAAGAGAACACAAUAGGGCCCCAAUUUUCGAACGCGUUCUAUUUAGCCGACUACCCCGAAAAAGGAAGUGGUUCAGUCGAUUUCGGCGAGCCUAUAGAAUUUUCAAACGUUGAUGAUCUAUCCACCCUAAACAUAGCACUCGACAACUACGUUAGUAAUUUUGACGUUGUAUACGAUACGGCUAAAUCUAAAUGGUAUCUGAACAUAAAAAAUGCUCUGGAUGACACUACUCUUCAAACAGAAACGGAAUUAGUUAUCACAAUGACUGCAACAGACGGAAGUGGCAAAAAGGGAUCUUCUGCGUUGGUCAUCAAACUGCCAAGUGCCGCAGUUGAAACAGGACUUGAAUUUUCAGAAGUCUAUUACUUGGCGGAUUACCCAGAAAGCGGCACGGGCGAACUAAAAUUCGAGAAUACCAUUAGUUUUGAAAAUGUUGAUGAUCCUUCUUCAGUAACCAUAACUUUUGACAAUUACGGUGAUAAUUUUGCCGCAAAUUACGAUGAUAGCUGGCAUGUAACUAUAGAAAAAGGUCUCGAUGAUGCAAUUUUACAAAAGAACACAGAAAUAGUCAUAACAUUAACCGCAAGUGCAAAUGGCAAAGAAGCUCGUUCAGCACUUGUAAUAAAAUUACCGUCUUCUACUGAUAAUUUAGCUCCAGAAUUUUCCGAUGCUUAUUAUUUGGCAAAAUAUACGGACAACGGCGUUAAAACGGUUGAAUUCGAAAAUGAGAUUAGCUUUACCAACAUAGAUGAUCCCAGUACAAUAGAUAUUAGUUUAGACAAUUAUGAGGAAUAUUUCAAAGUAAGUUACACGUCGGAAAAAUGGAUAUUAAAUAUACAGAAAAGCUUAGGAGACGAAAUUCUAAGUAAGAACAAAGAACUUGUCAUGACGAUGACUGCCUCCGAAACCGACAACGACAUAAAGGGAUAUUCAGCUCUAGUAAUAGAACUACCUACGACUGAUUCGGAAUCCGGUCCUGUAUUUUCAGAAGCAUACUACUUAGCUGAUUACCCCGAAAAGUACACAGGCGUAAUUGAAUUCAACACCCCAAUCGCGUUUGACAACGUGGAAGAUUCCAGCAAAUUAACCAUAAAACUGGACAAUUUCACCGACCACUUUGAAAUUAAACUAGAAAAUGAAAGGUGGAUCAUAAAAGUUAAGCAAGUCCUCGAUAGCUCUGUAUUGACUAGUGCCUUUGAACUUGUUAUGACCUUGACCGCGACAGAAAGUGACACCGGCAAAGAGGGUUACUCAGCGUUGGUCCUGAGGCUUCCUGAGAAUGACGUAGCGCCUAUAUUUUCGAAAACGUACUAUACAGCUAAUUACGUGUCCACUGGCAGUGAGACAAAUGUCGUUUUUAGCACUCCUAUAACUAUAACAAACCAAGAUGAUAUUGCCGGCAUUACUUUAUCCAUAGAUAACUACGGCGACUACUUCAGCAUCGAGUAUGACAGCGAAAGUGAAUCUUGGGUUGUGAAGGUAACUAAACAGUUACCUAACGACAUACUAACCCAAAAAACUGACAUAGUAGUUGCUUUAACAGCAACCAAUCCCCAAAACUCUCUAACAGAUCACGCUGCAAUAGACCUGGCUUUGCCCUCCCUUAAUACUGAUAACGCACCAAAGUUUUCACAAACCUAUUACACAGCUAUAUAUAAAAUAUCUGAUGGAAAAGCAACAGUUGCCUUUGACUCAUCUGUGAUUAUAACCAACCGAGAGAAUUUAGACGCUAUUUCCAUAGGACUAGACAAUUACAGUAAUAAUUUUGAAAUGACAUACGAUGAAACAAGUGGUUCUUGGCAAAUGACUGUUAAAAAUAAUCUGGACCAGACCACUCUGAACAGAAAGAUUGACUUGGUCAUGGCACUCACCGCCACAGAGUCGGAUAACGAUGAAUAUGGACAAGCCGUUUUACUUAUCAGGUUACCUGUGGCAAAUACCGACGACGCACCUAAAUUCUCAAGUAUAUACUACGACGGCAUAUAUACAGUGGGUGAUGAACCAUCCGUAACGCUAGAAGACAUCAUUGCAAUUACAAACAAAGAAGACUUAACCGCCAUAACUAUAGCAUUCGACGACAGUUACAAGAACUAUUUGGAAGUCGUUUAUGACACUAGCAGUUCACAAUUUAAACUGAAUGUUAAGUCACCACUUAGCGAUGAUGCCUUUAAAGACAGUUCAGAUCUUAUACUAACUUUAACAGCUACCGAAACCGGAAGCAGCGCAUUCAGUCAAGCAGCUCUUGUGUUGCAUUUGCCUUUAGAAGAAGUCAAAUUGGCACCUGAAUUUGGUCAGCCUCACUACAUCGCUCAGUAUGUAGAAGAGGACAGUAAAGUGAAAAUUGUAUUAGAUGAGACAAUAACUGUGACAAACAAGGCAGAUCUUGAAAAAAUUCAAGUCGCUUUAGACUCUUAUCAAAGUAACUUUGAAGUUAAAGUUACGUCUACAAAUGAGUGGGAUAUCAGCGUCAUUAAUCCUCUAGAAAGUGACAUCAUCAGCUCUACAAGGGAGCUUGUAUUGACAUUAACUGCAACUGAAGAUGAUAACAUAAAUAAAGGAAAAUCGACUUUGAUUAUAUCUUUACCUUUAGCUAAUGAGGAAGUAAUUACGUUUUCAGAAGUCUAUUAUUCGGCUUCUUAUAGUAGCAAUGGGGAACUAUCAAUGGAUGAUGCUGUCAAAGUUGUUAUAACAGAAGGAGAUAUCAAAAAUGUUGCCACUUCUAUAAGUGACGGCUAUGAAUCAUAUUUCACAGUGAGCUAUUCAAGUAACGAAAUUACAGUAGUUUUAGAAGAAGACAUACCAACUGACGUGUUGGCCAAGAAUUCAUUUAUACCCUUAGUACUGACAGUCGGAAUCAAUGGAACAACAGCACAGUCAUCUUCUGUAUUAAAUGUUGAAAUUAACUGUUCUGUUUAUAGAAAUUAUUUUGCUGUCUCCUACGCCAAUGGUGAACUGUCAGUAACAUUGAAAGAAAACUUACCUGACGACGCAGUACAAAGUAAUUCUUUCAUUACAUUGACUUUAGAAGUUAGUAUCAAAGAUACCGUUCAUAGUUCCUCGGCUGUACUUAACAUCAACAUUAACAGUGUCGAGAGAUCUGUUUCAUUUUCAAAUCCACUUUAUGCAGGAAAAUAUGAAGUUGUAGAUGGAAGUGGUUCGUUACAGAUGACUGACAAAAUUACAAUUGUUACUGAGGAAACCGAUGAUAACAUCUAUGUGACGAUAACUAAUAGUGAUGGUUAUGAAUCAUAUUUCAGUGUAAGCUAUUCGAGUAACGAAAUAACGGUAGGUUUAGAGAAAGACAUCCCUAAUGACGUGUUGGCCAAGAAUUCAUUUAUACCCCUAGUAAUGACGGUGGGAAUUACAGAUACACCAAUACAGUCAUCUUCUAUAUUAAAUGUUGAACUUAAUUAUGAACAACCGGAAGGGUCAAUUGCAUUUUCAAGUUUACUCUAUAAUGGAAAAUAUGAAAUUGUAGAUGGAAUGGGGACCCUACAAACUGAUACAAUUACACUUAGUACUGAAGAAGUCGAUGGUAAUAUCAAUGUGGCGAUAACAAAUGAAUACGAUGAUUUCUUCUCUGUGGAGUAUUCUGAGAAUCAGGUUAUAAUAACUCUAGUGAAAUCGUUGACAGACACAAUUCUGAAUAGUUCCUCUGUGGUUCCAUUAGCCUUAAAAGCUGAGAUUGAAGGUACUUCGGUCAGUGCUGAAGCUGUUGUGAAUAUAGCUAUCAUAUAUAACAGCGAUGAUGAUGUCGAUUCAAUCGAAUUUGGAUCAGUGUUGUAUACGGGUGACUAUUCGAUCAGUGAAUCAAAAGGAAACCUGGAAUUGCAUCAGUCUAUUAAAGUCAUCUCAACUAGUUCGGAUGAUCUGAUAGAACCCAACAUCUCUGAAGGUUCUGUUUAUAGAGAUUAUUUUGAUGUCUCCUACGCCAAUGGUGAACUGUCAGUAACAUUGAAAGGAAACUUACCUGACGACGCUGUAGAAAGUAAUUCUUUCAUUACAUUGACUUUAGAAGUUAGUAUCACAGAUACCGUUCAUAGUUCCUCGGCUGUACUUAACAUCAACAUUAAUAGAGUCGAGAGGUCUGUUUCAUUUUCAAAUCUACUCUAUGUCGGAAAAUAUGAAGUUGUAGAUGGAACUGGUUUGCUACAAAUUACUGACUCAAUUACACUUAACACUGAAGAACCCGAUGCUAACAUCAAUUUAACGAUAACAAACGAAUAUGAGAAUUUCUUCUCUGCAGAGUAUUCUGAGAAGCAGGUUACAAUAUCUAUAAAGCAACAGCUAUCAGAAACAAUUGUGGAUAGUUUCUCUGUGGUUCCGUUAACUUUACAUGCUGAAAUUACUGGCACCUCGGUUAGUUCUGAAGCUGUUGUAAAUAUAGCAAUAAUAUACGACAGCGAAGAUGACACAGACUCAAUAGAAUUUGGGUCGUUGCUGUAUACUGGAGAAUAUUCGGUUAGUGAUGGAAAAGGAAGUAUGGAAGUGCAUCAGUCUAUUAAAGUAAUUUCAACCAGUACCGAUGAUCUGGUGCAACCCAGCAUUUCUGAUGCCGAGUAUGAAGAAUAUUUUGAUGUCUCAUAUGCCAACGGUGAGGUGUCAGUUACUUUGAACAAAAACUUACCCGAUGAAGUAGUGAAUAGUAAUACUUUCAUUGCCUUGACUUUAAAGGUUAAAAUCAAAGAUACCAUUCAUGAGUCUUCUGCUGUACUUAACAUCAAUAUUAAUAGUAACACUAACAAUGAUCAAGGGUCUGUCACGUUCUCAGAUCUACUAUAUAAUGCAAAAUAUGAAAUAAUUGAUAAUUCUCCUAAAUUGACUUUCGAUGCAAUUACAAUUGAUACCGAUCCAGCUGGUAGUGACGUUGUUGUAACAGUAACCAAUGAAUACGCUAGCUACUUUUCGGUGGCAUAUUCUGAGGGUACAGUUGAUAUCGAAAUAGAGAAAGCUUUGACGGAAGAAAUUCUCAAUAGUUACUCUGUGGUUCCUUUAAUAAUACAAGCACAAAUUAAUGGAGAGUCUUAUAAAGCUUCGGCAGUGGUUAAUAUAGAGAUAAAAUACGAUAGCGAUGGUGAUACUGACUCCAUACAAUUUACAUCAAUUCUUUAUUCUGGGGAAUAUACAAUUCAAAAUGGAAAGAGUUCGUUUAAUUUAGAUGAUUCAAUUAAAAUUUCUACAAACAGACCAGACAGCGAUAUAAUAACUAGCAUUUCAGAAGACUCACUGUACCGAGAUUACUUCAACACAACCUACUCCGACAAGGCAGUAACUGUUGAUUUAAUAAAUAGUUUGCCAUCCAACGCAGUAAAAAGUAAUUUCAUUUCGCUAACACUGACGGCUGAAAUUAAAGAUACCAUCCAUACCUCUUCAGCCGUACUGAACAUUGGAAUCGACAAUGAAGAUGAAGAUGACAACAAUAGUAGCGAUAAAGAUGAUGAAGACAGCAAGACUGAAUUACACCAUAUGAGAAUUACAUUUAUAGUAGUAACAGCAAUAUUAUCUGUUCUGUUACUUGCUUGUAUAGCAGGAGCUCUCGCUUACUACUUCCUCAAGAUCAGAAGUGAGAACUACGCAAACUUAGAAGAAGAUGGAAGUGGUAGGGUUAGAUUUGGCAAAAACUCUCUCUCGAGAUCGCCGUCCUCCAACAAAUCCAGCGCUUUAGAAGAAAGGAGACCGACCGGAUUCAUUUUUCAUCCAAUAAGUGAGGAUACCUCUGAUUCACCAAACGGCACCGUCAAGGAUCGUAGAAAAUCUGUAGCAUUUGACGACAACGUUGAAAAAUUGCAAAUUGAUUCAGUUAAUGAUGAUGACGUUGAUACAUAUAGCAGUGAUAAAUCCCAAGUUACACACGUUUAAUUUAACAGUAGUAAAUUGUAAAUAUGUGAUAAUUUAUUUGUAAGUUAAACUUGUACAUACAUGUUAGUAUUUUAUGAAGUACAGUAUAGACUGUGCAGUGGUUACUGCAAAAAAUAUAGAUGCCAUCUUCUUGUCCUCUUAGUUAUGUGAACAAUACAAAAUGAUUCUAAUUUGAUAGUGGAAAAAAAAAAUUUAGUUAUAUGUAUUUAUUAUGCUUUCCGGAUAGACAUAGAAAAUAAAGAUCUUUUAAUUUACAUUAUAAUCUCUAGACUAGUGAACUAUAACUUAUAAAAAAUUUCUUUUUGUAAUUACCCUAAGAAUAAAUCAGUUCUUUCUUAUUUA